Molecule: messenger RNA, 5109 nt
Organism: Metopolophium dirhodum (rose-grain aphid)
Lineage: Eukaryota; Metazoa; Arthropoda; Insecta; Hemiptera; Aphididae
Product: transcriptional regulator ovo-like
Exons: 8
Coding region: 763-3576 (937 amino acids)
Biological process (GO): epidermal cell differentiation; regulation of transcription by RNA polymerase II
Cellular component (GO): nucleus
Molecular function (GO): RNA polymerase II cis-regulatory region sequence-specific DNA binding; DNA-binding transcription factor activity, RNA polymerase II-specific
Source: RefSeq, a predicted model, not a curated record
CAGUGGUCCGGACACGGUCUUCUACGUGCCCGCGAUCUGUACCGCCACGCCGCCACUCGUCAGCCGCCACAACGGUCACAUACACAGCCGACCACCCCCCCACCCGUGGACCAUCGCCACGCCCACAUCGGUACCGCCGCCGCAACCGCCCGUGAAGUGGAGGGUCUCCGCGCGCCGCCGGCAACGGCUUCGCUGGUUCUCGAGCCAGUUCUUGCUUCUCCGCCGUCGCGUCCGUCAGACGACACGUCCGUCCGACAUCCGACGACUGCCGCACCGAUUUCACCGACGUACCGUUUGGUCGUCCGUUGCAUUAUUAUUAUUAUUAUUAUUAUUAUUAUUAGUACUAACUUUUGAUUUUGGUAUUUAUUUUUUCGGAUAAUUAUUAUUAUUGUGUAAAUUCGCUCGUUGCGUCUUUUUUAUUUUUAUUUUUUUUUUUUUAGUGCGGUUUUUUUUGUUUUUGUUAUUAUUUUAUACUAACUCUUACAGAUUACAUUGUAUCUGCCGAAGUUGUCGUCAAAAGUGUAAUCCUAAAAUUUAUCAUUAUGAAUCUGUUCCGGUGGUGUACGUGCCGCCGACCCGCUCUUUACGCACCUUACCGGCGCGGCUGACAGUGACACUCGUGGACCCCACACUCACGGACGAAACAGUCGAUUUUCUUUGCUGAUAAACAAUUUUUUUGCGAUUUUUUUCGUCUCCAUCGUUGAAAGCAUAUUUGUGUCACCACAGUGACUCCUCUGCCCGUGACCCAGCCACCUCGUCAAAAUGCCGAAGAUAUUCCUCAUCAAAAACCGAUUGCACCAGCAGCAACAGAAAUUGCUGGAAAACCAAAAGGGAAACGCGCACGUUUCCUCCGACCCGCUGGUACAGUCGCUGCAAAACUAUCAUAACGACCACAAUCACCAUGACCGGUUACCGUCACCACCGCCGCCGUUCAUAAAGCACCACUAUCAGCACCAUCACCAGCCUGCGCCGCCACCGCCGCCGCCUGUACCGAUAAGGCAGCAUCUGCCGCCUCCACCACCGCCACCACCGCCGCCAAAGCAGCAGCCGCAGUCCAAAGUUGUCCAAGAGUCGCCGGUGUCGAAAACGCCUCAAGAGAAAAAUGUCGCCAAGAAAGAUCUACUGCAGGACGAUGAUGAAGAGGUCGACCGAGUUAAUGGUUUGGAGCGAGAAUCACGAAAUAGAGCAGAGUCUCCAAACCCCCGAGUUAGUCCGACGGUGUCUAUUGAGGCUCCUACGUCGAUAAUAUGUCCGCCGUCACCUGACUGGAACCCACCGCCCAAAAGGCGAUUCAUAUCCACGUCAGAUGGCGAUAAUAUACCAUACGGUAGUAAAGAUAGCUUGCAGGUAACUCAUCGACAAUGUGAACCACCCUCUAUCAAAGUCGAAGAGGAAGCUGUGACUAGCCCGGAGGUUGAACCAAAAUUGCCACCACCACCACCACCACCAGCAGCACCAGCAGCACCAAAAUGUCACCAGGUGUCCGUCAUACAAAGAACACCAGCAGCCGUCAAAUCACCACCCGUCUGUCCGAAAAGACCAUUAACACAGUCUCCAAGCACUGUCGUGGAACCCGAACAAGACGCACCUAUCGAUUAUCAUGUGCCUAAAAAGGAAGCAGAUUUGGACUUGGACAUUGUUCGAGCCAUCAAGAAUAAAUUUACUAUUACGUUACGAGGACAGUUGGUUUCAGCACCAAAUGGUAUUAUCACUGCCGCUGCAGGUCGUGGAAGAAGCAGUGGUGGUCAACAAGGGGGAGGCGGUGGAGGAGGUACAAACGGUGGCAGUACCAACUCUAGUUCAAACCGCGGCUCGUCAUUGCAUUCGUACACACUUGGUGGCGGCGGAGGUGGUGGUCCCGCUGGCCUCUUGGGCAGUGGUGGCGGGGGAGGUGGCAUGGCCCCAGGUGGUGGCGGCAUGAACCCCGGCGGCAACGGCAAGCAUUUCGGUGGACCAAAUAGUCCUGUGUCGCUGCCGCCCUUCCACGAGAGCCUCAUAAAAUCGGGUGGCAAUUGCUAUUCCGCCCAAUACAACAAUCAAUAUCAUUUGAUGAUGACCGAUCAAUUAUGUUUCAAUAACAACGACACGGGUCAAAAUCCUGUCGCUGGUGGUGGUGGUCCUUUCUCCAUUGGAUUGGAAGGUCCACCGAAACAAUAUUCAAUGUUACAAAAUGCCUCGUCGCUAGGCAUAGACAUCAAAGAGGACGAUUGCGAAGAUCUAUCAAGCUACGUAAAGGAAACUAACGGUUUCGACACGUUGAUGGCUGAUUCUGAAAAUGGCACAUCCAACGAUCCUCUGCAGUUCACUGCUACUCUUACUUUCGCGGGUCCCACGGACCCCGACUUCUUGGACAGCCUUAAUGACGCUGCUGAAUUGUUCUUCAAAGAGCCCCAAGAGUGCAUUCCUCCUUCACUCGUCGAACAACCUCUACAUAUGUUCAAUGAACAUAGAAACGGGUUUCCCGAAUCACAAUCAGAGAAGCGCAAUUAUCUACAGCAGGUGAACAACAACAAUAACGGACAGCCAGUAGCAUGCAGAAAUAACUAUGGAAGUUAUGAUAUAUCAAAAGACAGAUUAUCACAAAGUAGUUUCGAGGACUCCAAUCAACAACUGCAACAGUUACAAAUACAAGUGCAAUUACAACAACCACAAAACGUAGACGCUUGUGGACAGAUGAUGUUGUCUCCGGGUUUAUCGUCGCUAGAGAUGGACUCAAACACCAGCAUGUCGGCUCCGUCACCUGCUAGCGUUAGUAUGGAUGGUACGAUGUCCUCACUAACGCCACCGCCUCAAAAUGGCAAAGAUUCCAGUAACUCCGCUUUGGAUGUCAGAGUACUGCAACAUAGGGUGAGAAAGACCACCCCACCUAUAGGGAAACCAAAAUAUUCUUCUUUCUCCAGUAAAUCGAUGGCAAAACUCGGUCUUCCUAAUGACUUGCCAUUCGAGUUUGUCAACGGUGGCCAUGGCAUCAAGAAUCCAUUAGCCAAUCACGAUACUCUACCACCACCGCCGCCAUCAAUGCUAAUUAGAACACCAGAACCAGAGAGGAGCAAUACUUUAGUAGCUCCCGCAACUAUCGUAUCAGUAAAUUCUACUCCCGAACCAGUCGAAACAACCAAAAACGGUUCAAAGUUCUGUUGCAACCUGUGUUCCAAGACGUUCAACCUACAACGUUUGUUAAACAGACACAUGAAAUGUCACAGUGACGUCAAACGAUACCUAUGUACGUUCUGCGGAAAGGGUUUCAAUGACACGUUUGACUUGAAACGACACACUAGAACACACACUGGUGUCCGGCCUUACAAGUGUAAUCUCUGUGAGAAAUCGUUCACCCAACGCUGUUCACUCGAAUCUCACUGCUUGAAAGUGCACGGCGUGCAUCAUCAGUAUGCAUACAAAGAGAGAAGAACAAAGAUGUACGUUUGCGAAGAAUGUGGACACACCACCAAUGAACCCGAAGUGCACUACAUUCAUCUCAAAGAGAAACACCCGUACAGUCCGGCGCUGCUCAAGUUCUAUGACAAGAGACACUUCAAGUUCACAAACUCAAACUUUGCCAACAUGUUGCUUCAAUGAUGACUGAUUCUACUAUUCCCUUUAAUAUAACGGCACAGAACACUGUGCACACAGAAGAGCCACACACCAUGGACAUCGCCUGCCCAGAGUUGUGGCUGCCCUCGAAUCCUCCCCUCCCCACCAGCUGACCACUCGGCGGCUAAAAUCGCGUUACUCGCCAUGGAUACACAAUGUAGUCGGUAUAAUGUUUGCCCGGGAUCCGAUGUUUGAUGUCAUCUGCCGUUCAGAUGUUGCAGAAACACGUCCGCCGCCGCGAAUCGCGAAAACGUUUCCGGCCAUAUAUAAUAUAAUAUAUUAUUACUGCGGGUAUUAUAUUAUUAUAACCAGACGGACAGUGUGUGGUAUAUGUAGGUAUCUCUAUACCUAUAUACCCACAACCGCGGUAUAGACCAUAAAUAUUUAAGACGGCGGCACAUGCGCAAAGUGCUCGGAGCUGAAAAUGGUUCGCUCCGUGAAACCAGCUCAUGCCAAGGCCAUAUAUGGUGUAUUAUGGUCCUCAUUCAGGAGAACAAUGGACUGUCAUAAUGUCGACGGUUUGACAUGUUGAAAUUAAACGAUUUUUUUUCUAAAAAAUAAUCGCACAAAAUUUAAAAUGUAAUAUUAUCUAGAUACCUAAUGUGUAAAAUAUGUAUAUUAUUGCAAAUAGACUGUGUAUAAUUGUAUAUACUUAAAAUUAUAAAUUUUUCAAAUAUAUAUUAAUGUGUAUGUAUUAUUAUAACAGGUACCUAACCAAUUGUUUUUUUAUUUUUUAUUUGUUUGGUUGUAAAUAUUAUGAGUGGCGUGUCCAGGAAUUUUCAAAGGGUGGGGGGAUGUUUUAUGUAGUAACCAGGGUUGGGAUAACCGAAAAAACAACUAGUAGAUAUUGUAGGUACAAGUACACUAGUCGACUGUGGUUAUGUAAUAUUUUAUCUAAAGCUUUCCACACGCAUUCGAUGAUAAUCGCAGCCGUAAAAGACAAAAAAGGGGCCCAUCAAAAUCAGCAGCUAAAAAAAGUUUAAAAAUAAAACCAAAUACAUAAUACGAUAAAUGAUGAGCCAGCGCGUCCGUGACUCGUGUAGUAGUCGGUCUAUUUUACUGAAUCUAUAUUUAAUUUUAAAAUUAGACAAUAUUAAAAAAAGGUUUAUUAAAACUUCGAUUAAAAAAUGGGUCAAAACUCAAAAAGUCCAAAAGUCCAGAAGCACAUUGAUCUAAAAAAAUCUCUAAAUAAUAUGGAAAAUAAAAUGUUUAAUUUCAGUUCUCUGAAUCAUGAAACACAUUUUAAGCUUACUCUGCAAUCUUUUAAACAUAUUAUAAGAAAUAUGCAAAUGCCACAAAAUCCCAACCCUGGUAAAAAUACAUAUAAAUUAAUAUAAUUGUGGUGCUAGAACCAAAGACACAAAUAAAGGGAUUUAUGGGACAAUUGGGUGGGAUAUAACCCCUAACUUCACCCCCUAGACACGCUACUGCAUAUUAUAUAAGAUAUAAGCUAUAAGAUAUCGUAUACGUAUUAUAUAAUAUGAAUAAAUAAUAUAGUUUAUAUUAUAUUAUAUCCUA